This is a messenger RNA of Eruca vesicaria subsp. sativa (arugula), 957 nucleotides long. The record is from the annotation of a GenBank genome assembly. NCBI's taxonomy places the organism in Eukaryota, Viridiplantae, Streptophyta, Magnoliopsida, Brassicales, Brassicaceae.
UCUCCCUCUCUUAAUUUAUCUAUCAAAUGGUUGAACUUGAACAGAAGAAAUACCUAUUGUUUCUGGGGGUGCCUGAUUCGGAGUUUGUCAAGAAAACGUACGGAGGCUACCAUAACGUGUUUGUGUCUUUACUCGGAGAUGAAGGUGAGCAAUGGGAUUCCUACAGAGUCGUGGACGGGGAGUUUCCGGACGAGAAUGAUCUUGAGAAGUACGAUGGAUUUGUCAUCAGUGGAAGCUCUCAUGAUGCCUUUCAGGACACUGACUGGAUCUUGAAGCUUUGUGAUAUUAUCAAGAAACUCGACGUGAUGAAGAAGAAAGUUUUAGGUGUAUGCUUUGGCCACCAGCUAAUAGCUAGAGUGAAGGGUGGGAAGGUAGGGAGAGCAAGGAAAGGACCAGAACUUUGCCUCGGGAACAUAACAAUCCUGAAGGACGCUGUGGCGCCCGAAAACUACUUUGGUGAGGAAGUUCCAACGAGUCUGAGGAUCAUAAAAAGUCAUCAAGACGAAGUUUUGGAGCUGCCGGAAAAUGCAAAACUACUUGCAUAUUCAAGCAUGUACGAGGUAGAAAUGUAUUCAAUAGAAGAUAACUUCCUCUGUAUUCAAGGGCAUCCUGAGUAUAACCGUGACAUUUUGAUCGAUAUCCUUGAUCGGGUUCUUGCUGGAGGCCAUAUUACGGAAGACUUUGUGGCAACGUCAAAGGCAACUCUGGAGAAAAAUGAAGCAGACAGGAAGUUUUGGCAGAAGAUCUGCAAAAACUUCCUCAAGGGUCAAGCCUCCUUUUUAGUUUGACUCACAACUCUGAAGUCCCAUGUGGCUAUCACAAUAUUAUAUUUACCCCCCCCCCCCUUGGUUUUAUUACUCAGUCUCCUUGUAUCCACUUUAUAUUUUGUAAUGUACAAUAUUUGGUGUAAUGUAUUAAUAAGAAUUAAAUAAAAGGUUCGCAGUCAUAAUUACAACU